This is a messenger RNA of Suncus etruscus (white-toothed pygmy shrew), 3769 nucleotides long. It is a transcript of the gene EPS8, whose product is annotated as epidermal growth factor receptor pathway substrate 8. The record is from RefSeq and is a predicted model, not a curated record. The transcript has 22 exons. Gene Ontology annotation, cellular component: ruffle membrane; vesicle; plasma membrane. Gene Ontology annotation, molecular function: actin binding. The coding region runs from base 48 to 2630 and encodes 860 amino acids. Lineage: Eukaryota; Metazoa; Chordata; Mammalia; Eulipotyphla; Soricidae. Gene Ontology annotation, biological process: regulation of Rho protein signal transduction; positive regulation of ruffle assembly; Rho protein signal transduction.
AUACCCAGGAGUGAUAAUCCAUCUGAUGUCAGGGACCUGACCGAUCAAUGCUGCUUAUACUGUCUAUACUUGUCUACAAUGCUUUCUACCAGUUCACAGGCGUGAAUACCACAAUGAACGGUCAUAUUCCUAAUCAUACCAGUGGUUUUGGAAUGUAUCCAUCUCAAAUUAAUGGCUACGGAUCAUCACCUACCUUUUCCCAGAUGGACAGAGAACAGAGUUCAAAAACAAGUGCAAAGGCUCUUUAUGGACCAGAUGGAUCAUACUUCUUCAGGUCAUCGUCCAAACAAAAAAAGAAAGAACAAAGGAAGAACUAUGCACGAGACAGUAUCAGCAGUGUGUCAGAUAUAUCCCAGUACCGAGUUGAGCAUUUGACUACCUUUGUUCUGGAUCGGAAAGAUGCAAUGAUAACUGUUGAUGAUGGAAUAAGGAAGCUGAAAUUGCUGGAUGCCAAGGGCAAAGUAUGGACUCAAGAUAUGAUUCUUCAGGUAGAUGACAAAUCUGUGAGCCUGAUUGAUUUAGAAUCAAAGAAUGAACUGGAGAAUUUUCCUUUAAGCACAAUUCAGCACUGCCAACCAGUGAUGCAGUCUUGUAACUAUGAUUCCAUUCUUGCUCUUGUGUGCAAAGAGACAACCCAGAACAAGCCAGACCUUCAUCUCUUCCAGUGUGAUGAGAUUAAGGCAAACCUGAUCAGUGAAGAUAUUGAGUGUGCCAUCAGUGACAGUAAAGGAGGAAAACAGAAGAGGCGCCCUGAGGCCCUGAGGAUGAUUUCCAAAGCUGACCCUGGCAUUCCACCUCCACCAAGAGCUCCCGCCCCACUACCCCCUGGGACUGUUACACAAGUGGAUGUCAGAAGUCGGGUGGCAGCAUGGUCUGCAUGGGCAUCUGACCAGGGGGACUUUGAGAAACCACGGCAGUAUCAUGAACAGGAAGAAACUCCUGAGAUGAUGGCUGCCCGGAUUGACAGAGAUGUGCAAAUUUUAAAUCACAUUUUGGAUGACAUUGAAUUUUUUAUCACAAAACUACAAAAAGCAGCAGAAGCAUUUUCAGAGCUUUCUAGAAGGAAAAAAGUUAAAAAAGGGAAAAAGAAAGGACCAGGAGAGGGUGUCUUAACACUGAGGGCAAAACCUCCACCUUCUGAUGAAUUUUUCGACUGCUUUCAAAAGUUUAAGCAUGGAUUUAACCUUCUGGCCAAAUUGAAAUCUCAUAUCCAGAACCCAAGUGCUGCAGAUUUGGUCCACUUUUUAUUUACUCCAUUAAAUAUGGUGGUCCAGGCCACAGGAGGACCUGAACUAGCCAGUUCAGUACUCAGCCCCCUCUUCACUAAGGACACAAUUGAUUUCUUAAACUACACUGUCAAUGCUGAUGAGAGACAGCUAUGGAUGUCAUUGGGAGAAACAUGGCUGAAAGUCAGAGCAGAGUGGCCUAAAGAACAGUUUAUCCCACCCUAUGUCCCAAGGUUCCGAAAUGGUUGGGAGCCUCCAAUGCUGAAUUUCGUUGGUGUACCAGUGGGACAGGAUCUUUAUCACUUGUCUGAAUCUGUAGCAAACGUGGCAGAACACCAACGCAAACAAGAAACAAAAAGAUUAUCCACAGAGCACCCCAGUACAUCAGAGUAUCCUCCAGCUGAUGGGUAUGCGUUCAAUAAUAUUUACCCAAGAGGGUCUCACCUAGACCAAGGAGAUGCCGCUGUUGCUUUUAAACCAACACCUAAUCGCCAUACAGACAGAAAUUAUGAGCCACUCAAAACACAACCCAAGAAGUAUGCCAAAUCCAAGUAUGAGUUCACGGCGAGGAACAGCAGUGAACUCUCGGUUCAGAAGGAUGAUAUUUUAGAGAUCCUUGAUGAUAGGAAGCAGUGGUGGAAAGUGCGCAAUGCCAGUGGAGACUCUGGAUUUGUGCCAAACAACAUUCUGGAUAUUGUGAGAGCUCCAGAAUCUGGGCCAGGGCGUGCUGAUCCACCUUACACACACACUAUACAGAAGCAAAGGAUGGAAUAUGGUCCCCGACCAGCUGAUACUCCCUCUGCUCCAUCACCUCCCCCAACACCAGCUCCUGUUCCUGUACCCCUUCCACCUUCUACUCCAGCUCCAGUACCUGUGCCAAAGGUCCCUGCAAAUGUCACCCGUCAGAACAGCAGCUCCAGUGACAGUGGCAGCAGUAUUGUGCGGGACAGUCAGAGACACAAACAGCUUCCUGUGGACCGAAGGAAGUCCCAGAUGGAAGAAGUUCAGGAUGAGCUCAUCCACAGACUGACCAUUGGUCGGAGUGCAGCUCAGAAGAAGUUCCAUGUGCCACGGCAGAAUGUGCCUGUUGUCAACAUCACCUAUGAGUCCACUCCGGAGGAUGUUAAGGCGUGGUUACAGUCAAAGGGGUUCAACCCCGUGACUGUCAAUAGUCUUGGAGUACUAAAUGGUGCACAACUUUUCUCUCUCAACAAAGAUGAACUGAGGACAGUCUGUCCCGAAGGGGCCAGAGUCUUUUGCCAAAUCACAGUACAGAAAGCAGCAUUAGAGGGUAACAGUGGCAGUUCUGAAUUGCAAGAGAUUAUGCGAAGACGACAAGAGAAAAUCAGCGCAGCUGCUAGUGAUUCAGGAGUGGAAUCGUUUGAUGAGGGAAGCAGUCACUAAUUUGUUUAUUGGUUGUUUUGGAACUCCAUCAUUUUUGGCAUUAUUCCAAUGUGCUUUGUUUUAAGAAGCCAUGAAGGGAAUGUCAGAUUCUUAUUUCUUGGUACCCUAAUUUAUCUCCAUAAAGAGACAAUGCAAAUUUAAAUAAGCAGAGGACUUGCUUCUGAGCCCAUUAUUUUAUUAAAACUUAAAAUAAUUUUUAAAACAAUUUUUAUCCUGGAGAAAUAUUUUGCCUCUUUUCCCCAAGAUCAGACUUGCUUUUUGAAAUUAAGUUUUUACCCCCAUCUCAGUGUCUAAGACACUUUCGGACAGUGGUGAAUUUAUUUAUUGUAAGAAAAGAGAGUCAAAAAUACAAACAAUUGUGAUUUCGCCCAUGACUUUGAGAUUUGUCCUCCAGAGUAAAUUUAGUUCAGGUACCCUUUGCCUGUUAGAUAGGCAUUUUCUUUCACAUACUCAAUGAUAGAAUCUUUAGAUUUAUUUAGGAGUUCUUUAAUGCCAACAGUUUUUUAAAAUGUAAAACAUUUAAUUAGCUGUAAAAUACAACAUGGCCUUGGAUAAGCAUUCCCAAGACAUUUUAUUUCUCAUGGCUUUGUUGAUCUCAAUUUCUUGUAUAGCUUGUAUUUUGACUUAGUUUAUAUUCUGCUUGGUAUCUCUAUGUAUUCUGAUGUCUGAAAAAGCACAAGUGAAAAAUAUGUCAUAGACAUUACAAACCUUGGCACAGGAAGUAGCCUCCAUUGGUGUACAUUACAGUAUUCUGCUCAAUGAUGGCUUCAGUUUUGAAUACUGAUAUAAGUAGAUAUAAAGAAAUUGGGGCCAUUAUAUGUGUUUAUCUGUGUCAAGUUUUUCUGACAAUAAGAAAUACUUAAUUUACACAUAUUUUAACCCUGUGAAAGAUUCUAGAUAGAAUAAAGAAAAAUACCUAACCUUCAACAAAUAUUAUUUUUGGAAACACGAUUUUUGUCAUUAAAUGUUAUAUGAUUUCACAUAUAUAAGACAGAUGUUAUGUAAGAAUGGUGUAUAUUUUAACAUAAAUCCAUAUAGGGAAAUUAUUAGAUUCAUUCUAAAUUCAUUCUAAUUUUCAUAGUGCCUUUUUCACACGUCAGCUGGAAAGUCUGCAAUAAACAGUAUUUGCUGUAUGUUAA